This is a messenger RNA of Apis dorsata (giant honeybee), 1227 nucleotides long. RefSeq names its product alpha-tocopherol transfer protein-like. The transcript is spliced from 6 exons. Bases 1 to 945 code for a protein of 314 amino acids. Gene Ontology annotation, cellular component: membrane. The record is from RefSeq and is a predicted model, not a curated record. NCBI's taxonomy places the organism in Eukaryota, Metazoa, Arthropoda, Insecta, Hymenoptera, Apidae. Gene Ontology annotation, molecular function: phosphatidylinositol bisphosphate binding.
AUGGAGGAAGAAGGAAGACAGGAUGCGAAUCGUGUCGAUUCGAGAUGGAAGGAUGUGCCUUAUCUAAAAAUAGGCAAUUUAAUUCUGAAGGCAGAUUUCGAUGAGGGCGACGAAUAUUUUAGGGAGAAGGCGAGGGACGAGCUGCGCGAGACGCCCGAGAUCGUCGAGCAAUCUUUAAAGGACUUGAGGACGAUGGUUAAAGCUGAAUCCAAUCUCGUCGUCCCGGAUGACGAUGAAUUUUACAAAAAAUUCCUGCGUCCUUGCAAAUGGUAUCCAAAGAAUAGUUUCGAGUUGAUGAAAAGAUAUUACAAAUUCAAGUUGAACAAUCCUCGCUUCUAUCUCGAUCUCACGCCCAGCAACGAGCAAAAAGUGUUAAACUCAGAUAUCACGAUAUCGUUACCAGAUCGAACGGCAGACGGUUGCAGAGUAAUUUUAAUUAACACUGGGAAACGAUGGAAUCCAAAACUAAUAAGCGGCGAUGAGAUAUUUCGAUCGACGAUAUUGUUAAUAGAAAUGGCUAUAAACGAGCCGAAAACGCAGAUUUGCGGAAUGCACACGAUUAUAAAUAUGGCCGGGUUUUCAUUGAGCCAUAUCACACAUAUCACUCCGAGUUUCGCCGCGGCGGUAACCGAAUGGCUACAGAGAUGUUUACCCUCUCGAAUAAAGGGUAUACACAUAGUGAAUCAACCCUUCAUAUUCAAGAUGGUUUACGCUAUUUUUAAACCUUUUCUUCUGGAGAAGACACGCAAGAGGCUUCACUUUCACGGAACCGACAGGGAAGCUUUGAUCUCUAUCCUCGGAGUGAAAAAUUUACCUACCGAGUUUGGCGGGGAACUCGAGAUGCCGAACGAGCCGAUCGGCCAACACAUCUAUGAAUAUAUGCACAAAUUCGAGAAAAAAUUCGAAGAAGCCAAUAAAUUUGGAUAUAUUGUGAAUGAAAAAUGAUUGGAGGAUUGCUGAAUCGAUUUAAAAUGCGAUGAAGUAACCAGUUUCAAGGUAACGUUGUUGAUAGAUCUCAAUGUGAUCGAAACAAGGGGUAAAAGGGUAAAAUCGAUGGUGAGAAUUCGAAUAAAUCAUAAUUUGAGUAUCAAACUGGUUUAUGGAAUAAAUGGAGGAAGAUCAGAGAUCCGAAUUCUAUUAUUGUUGCAACGGAUCGAUGAUCUUCAUUCUUGUGUGUGUGUGGGUAAUUUUUUUAUUUUAAAAAAUAAAAAUAAUAUCGAAAAAUAA